Mustela erminea (ermine) is the source of this 3941-nucleotide messenger RNA. RefSeq names its product adrenoceptor alpha 1D (gene ADRA1D). The coding region runs from base 20 to 1735 and encodes 571 amino acids. NCBI's taxonomy places the organism in Eukaryota, Metazoa, Chordata, Mammalia, Carnivora, Mustelidae. The record is from RefSeq and is a predicted model, not a curated record. The transcript has 2 exons. Gene Ontology annotation, biological process: adenylate cyclase-activating adrenergic receptor signaling pathway; positive regulation of cytosolic calcium ion concentration; phospholipase C-activating G protein-coupled receptor signaling pathway. Gene Ontology annotation, cellular component: membrane. Gene Ontology annotation, molecular function: alpha1-adrenergic receptor activity.
CCGACGGCCGCGCGCUGAGAUGACUUUCCGCGACCUCCUGAGCGUCAGUUUCGAGGGACCCCGCCCUGACAGCAGCGCGGGGGGCUCCAGCGCGGGCGGCGGCGGGGGCGGCGCGGGCAGCGCGGCAGCCUCGGAGGGCCCAGCGGUGGGCGGCGUGCCGGGAGCCGCGGCGGGCGGCGGCGGCGGCGUGGUGGGCGCGGGCAGCGGCGAGGACAACCAGAGCUCCGCCGGGGAGCCUGGGGGCGCGGGCGCGGGCGGCGAGGUGAACGGCACAGCGGCCGUCGGGGGGCUGGUGGUGAGUGCACAGGGCGUGGGUGUGGGCGUCUUCCUGGCCGCCUUCAUCCUCACGGCUGUAGCGGGCAACCUGCUGGUCAUCCUCUCGGUGGCUUGCAACCGCCACUUGCAGACAGUCACCAACUAUUUUAUUGUGAACCUGGCCGUGGCCGACCUGCUGCUGAGCGCCACGGUGCUGCCCUUUUCAGCCACCAUGGAGGUCCUGGGCUUCUGGGCCUUCGGCCGGGCCUUCUGCGACGUGUGGGCCGCCGUGGACGUGCUGUGCUGCACCGCCUCCAUCCUCAGCCUCUGCACCAUCUCAGUGGACCGCUACGUGGGCGUGCGCCACUCGCUCAAAUACCCCGCGAUCAUGACCGAGCGCAAGGCGGCCGCCAUCCUGGCCCUGCUCUGGGCCGUGGCCCUCGUGGUGUCCGUGGGGCCCCUGCUGGGCUGGAAAGAGCCCGUGCCCCCUGACGAGCGCUUCUGCGGCAUCACGGAGGAGGCAGGCUACGCCGUCUUCUCCUCUGUGUGCUCCUUCUACCUGCCCAUGGCUGUCAUCGUGGUCAUGUACUGCCGCGUAUACGUGGUAGCGCGAAGCACCACGCGCAGCCUCGAGGCGGGCGUCAAGCGAGAGCGUGGCAAGGCCUCUGAGGUGGUGCUGCGCAUCCACUGUCGCGGAGCCAGCACCGGCGCUGCCGACGGGACGCACGGCCCGCGCAGCACCAAGGGCCACACCUUCCGCAGCUCCCUAUCCGUGCGCCUGCUCAAGUUCUCCCGCGAGAAGAAGGCGGCCAAGACGCUGGCCAUCGUCGUGGGCGUCUUCGUGCUCUGCUGGUUCCCCUUCUUCUUCGUCUUACCGCUUGGCUCCCUGUUCCCGCAGCUGAAGCCGUCGGAGGGCGUCUUCAAGGUCAUCUUCUGGCUUGGCUAUUUCAACAGCUGCGUGAACCCGCUCAUCUACCCUUGCUCCAGCCGCGAGUUCAAGCGCGCCUUCCUCCGCCUGCUGCGCUGCCAGUGCCGGCGUCGCCGGCGCCGCCGUCCCCUCUGGCGCGUCUAUGGCCACCACUGGCGGGGCUCGACCGCAGGCCCGCGCCCUGACUUUGCUCCCGGCCCCGACGCCGCGCCCCCUGGGGCCCCGCUGGCCCUCACCGCGCCCUCGGCCCCCGGCUCCCCCGACACGCCAGAGGCGCAGGCUCCCGUCGCCGGUCGUCGAAAGCCGUCUUGCGCCUUCCUCGAGUGGCGGCUGCUCGGGCCGUUCCGGAGACCGACCACCCAGCUGCGUGCCAAGGUCUCCAGCCUGUCGCACAAGAUCCGCGCCGGGAGCGCGCGCUCAGAGGCCGCCAGCACCCUGCGGGCGGAGGUGGAGGCGGUGUCCCUGGGAGUCCCCCACGACGUGGCCGAGGGCGCCACCUGCCAGGCCUACGAACUGGCGGACUACAGCAACCUCCGGGAGACUGAUAUUUAAGAACCCUGAGCGAGGCCGAGGAGUGUGCUGGGGGAGGAGAAAAGGGGCUGCGGGUGGGGGAACGGGGGUAGGGGGCGGUGAGGGAGGCUGGCUUUGUUCAAGAGGCCCCCGGCCGGAUCAGGGACGGGACACUGAUCAGGGUGGCUGCUCUGGGGCCUCCCCGAGGAACUGAGGCGGGGAAACGUGAAAAGUUGUGGCUGCCUCCUGGACACGGGUGCCUGGAGCUCCUCCUUUUGGAGGAAGGGGCUGCGGGUUCCAGGGGUGGUCCUUUGCUCCCAGUCGUUUGAGAAACACUGCCCCAUCCAUGCCCUGAACCCUGGACAGACAGCCUCAAGUGUGGCAAGGCAGGCCCACCCCUCCUCUUGGGGGAGAAGGGGCCAAAGGCCCUGCCUGGUGUUUCCAGUCCUCCCCUAGGGAAAAAGUCAGUGGGACCAGGGCUUCUCAAUGGACACAAUUUCUCCUUACUGCCUGGAGGAAUCCAGUGGACCUGCUGCCACCAUCAGUUUCGUGGCAGAUUGGAUGACUGUCCUACAAGCCUGUUGUAUUUACCCAUGGACCCACUCCCCUUACAGAGGCUCCUCCACUCAUACCCCAUCACCUGGCCCUGCCCCUCAUUAUCUCCCAAGGGCCUUACUGUUUACACUCUGUACAUAGUGCCUGUGCCCAUCACUUCUUGCCGGGAUCUGGAGCCAUCAAAUGGGGAGAGUUUUAUUUGUCAUUUUGAGACAUAUUUAUUGGUAAGAGUACUUCUAUUUUGUCCAAACUGUGCAAACAGUCCCUCUUUAGCUUGUAAACCCAUAAAGAACCACCCUUUUUUUUUUUUUUCUGAACUCCUUCAAAUUCUAAAGCCCCACAAGAGGAUAGAUUGGUUCUGCAUUCACCUUUCUAAUUUCAACUUAACUAUCUCUUUAACUGAUGGCUGCUAUCCUCUGGGACUUUCAGCAUGACCAAAGGACUCAGGGGUUUUGUUGGCUUUUAAAAUUUACAUGAUUCGUCUUGGGAACCAAAUAGUAAUCGUAAGCAUAAGUUUUUGCUUUGUCAGUCUCCCCAGAUGAAACUGUGAUGCCCUGAGAGCCUCCGUGAGGAAGGUGGCCAUCAGUUAAAUGGGUGGAACGUGAAAAAAUAUACAAGCCCAAGUAGACAAGUAUACAUGGUGAGUGAGAGAACACCUACCUAAACCAUGCUUGUUGGUUUUGAGUGAAAUGUCCAACACUUGCUGCAUUCUCAAGAGAUUGCAGGUAAUUCAGUCUUCAGCUGGAUAACAUCAACCACAUACAUACAGUCAGAGUGGUGUUGGUGACUGUGGAAAGCUGGUUAGGUGAUACCCCAGGGUGUCUGGAAGUAGGAGGGUUCUAAAACUGGAAGAGCCAGUUGCUGGGGCCAACAUGGACCAAUAUUUUGAACCAGAAGUUUCCAUCCUGUACUGAGGAAGUCAUCUGUUUGGAAGGUCACCACAAUUUUAGACCUCUCAUCCCAUUUUAUAAGGUAAAAAGAUAGCCAAGAGCAGACAUUUCCUACUGUGGGUCUGCAGCAGGUUCUAGACUUUCAGGACUUGCAUCCCCCCAAGGCACAGGAAGGACAGUUUAAGGCAGGUGCUGGGAAUAUAAUGCACACCCCAAAAAGGGCCCACUUUAUAGCACAUUGACCACCCUAAAGCUGGAGACACUGAAGGACAGUCCUUGCUAUCUUCUCACAGAGGUGGGAGCCAUCCCUCAAAUCAGGGGUCAGCAAAGAGGCUCACCCCCUUGUCGGAGAAUUGAACAUUGGGCUACUGGGCAGGGGUUCCAGUAGCAGGGGAGGGUCUCUGAGCAGGCGACUGUGGGCUCCUACAAGCCAGGGCAGUUGAGCCCACAGGAGGUCAACAGUGCAGACAAGGGAGCAGGUUGGGGAGGGAACAUUCAUAAGGGCGAUUUUAGGGGGUCCUCCUUGCCCUGGAUAACCCAGUAGGUGUGCAGGCAGGUGGGGCCAGCAGCUUGCCCAGUACAUCCAGUUGGCACAAGGAUUAAUCUGCAAAAUGUAUCUGAUGUUCAAGACUCAGCCCCCAUCUCCUGGGCACAGGGGCCCUCUGCACACAGCUGUCUCUUCCUAUACCUCCACACCAAGCCUCCAGGAGAUCAGAGAGAGCUACAGAGCCCCCAGAGAGGCUGUGCCACGGGGACCCUCCAGGGACCCAGUUCUAAUCAUCAAUAAAGCACUGAGUUGGUGA